This is a messenger RNA of Chiloscyllium plagiosum (whitespotted bambooshark), 1969 nucleotides long. Lineage: Eukaryota; Metazoa; Chordata; Chondrichthyes; Orectolobiformes; Hemiscylliidae. The record is from RefSeq and is a predicted model, not a curated record.
AUGGCCGGAGGUGGCAAGGUGAGCUGUGGAUCCCGAAAGAGCAGCAAGGUCCAACCAGACAGCAGGGGGACAGAGUCUGAGGGCACACCGAAAGAAGGCCAGGCUGGAGCGGAGCAGGCGGCAGCAUGCGGAGUGGUACAGCAGCCAACCCAAGCUCCUACAGGACAGACGGAGGAAAUGGAGGAGGAGGAGGCAACCCAGGAGGCAGGGGAGUGGAUACCUGUGAAAAACAGGAAAAGGAAAAGCCGCCAGGUCCCAAAGCCUACCAGCAAAGGGGGAAACGGCAGCUGCAUGGGGAGGAUACAGGCAGCUCUUCAGACAGUGAAGACGGAUGCAAGGAGGGUCAUCAUCAAAAGAAGAGGCAGAGUGCCGCGGGGAGAACGGGGAGAAAGGAGGGCAGCUCCCCCCCCCCCCAAAGGAAACAACGCACCUUCUGAGGGAACUGGUAAAGCCCCACUCCCCCCACCUGCUGAGAACCAGGAGGUACCCAACGCCCCACAGCUCCAGGACCAAUUGGCUGUAGUGGCUAAAUGGUCAUCUAUUCUAACAGGGAAGCGAGCCCAACAUGCUUCUAUCCAGGUUCAAUCACCAACACAGUUUUUCAUUAUGGUUCCACUCCGAGGUCUGUCAGCUUACACAGAACGGAAAGUUCGCCAGUGGCGCUAUUAUACCUUGACUGGUUCCAAACUCAUCUCGCCAGUUCAGGAGCCUGAGAAGUUGCAUCAAUGGUUGGAGGUGGACCAGUUCCUUAAGUCUACUCAGGAAUGGCACCAGUCUGAUGUGACUAUUGAAGGGGAUAUUGUUCCUUCUAAAGUUGUUGCAAUGUUUAAAGCUCUGCUUGAGAAACCACUCCAAGCCUCUAACUUUCAUGGAAAGAUCAAUGUUUUGGAAAAUGUUGGACCUACCAUACGACUUUCUGUGAAAACAACAGAACAACUUAUUGAGGUGGAAAUUGUACCAGCCAUUGAAAUUGCGAACCAUUGGCCAAAAAAAGCACGUUGGCCACGGUUUCUGAAAAGAUGGCCAUCAAAAGAAAAGGCUCGAACUGUCAAGUCCUUUGGAUUUAAUUUAUUGGCAAGAUCAAAUUACCACUGGCAGCUUUCAUUCACACGUGCCGAACGAGAACUAUUAGAGGAUAUGGAUGAAGAUGGAGGCUGCCGCCUAAAGUGUUUACAGGUCAUCCGAAAGCUGAAAGAAGACUAUUGGUGUCCUGGAAAUAAACCAGUCAUAACAUCCUAUCACCUACAGACACUUCUGUUUUGGACCUGUGAGAAAUAUCCACGCUCUAAAGAUUGGAAAAAUUUCCAGAAAAGCUUUCUGCGGUUGGUAAAGAAACUUCAGAAAUGUGUACUACAAAGAUACCUGCGACAUUACUUUGUGAAGAGCUUUAACCUGCUUAAAUAUGCUAACACAAAUGAACUGGAUAUUACAUCUCAGAAAAUUAAUGAUUUCUUAAUAAAUCCUGGUGUGUACUUCCACUAAAAUCCACUGACACCUUAAAUAAACUGUGAGCUCCAAUGUGCCAAAACUUACUAACUUUUCAAGACUCCCCAUGUUUUACCUGAAUGAAAAUUGGGUUAUGAGCUAAUAUUAAUACUGUGGAAAGAACAUGAGUGGAAAUAACUGUAAACAAAUAUCAUGCAAAUAUUUGUACCAGAUUUCUUUCUGAUAUUUUAAUGGAAGUGGUAGUCUCCAUUAAAAUUUGGGAGAAAUGAAUUUAAAAGGACCAUGUUCUGAAUUCAUAGAGUAAAAUUGCUGAUAGUGCUUCUAUCCCAUAAUGUGCUUAAAGGAUUAAGUACCUUAAGAUUUUUCUUGCUGUGUAUUUUAAUGCCUUGAAGAAUAAUCGCAUUUUUCAAAUUAAUUUUGUAUUUGUUCCUGCCAUGUGAUACACAUUUUAAAUAUGUGUUACUUGUAGCUGUUAUUUAAUGUUUAAUAAAUUGUUCAAUUACAAAGGACAGCCAAAUGUCAU